GAAGAGCAGCUCUCUCCUCCAGCACUUGACUCCUCUCUCCUGAUCUCCAUCCCUCUGUGUGAGAAACCAGACCUUCUGCUAGGAUGAAGAACCUGACAGCUCUGCUGUUUCUGAUGUCUCUCUGCUCUCUUCAUCUGGUGUUUAGUGCUCCCACUAGUUUUGACCACAAGAUUUCAUGCUGUCCAGGCACAACUAAAAUGAGGCUCCCAGUAAACAACAUUGUGGGAUACUCGUUGACCAGCCGCGAUUGCCCCAUAAAGGCCAUUGUUUUUGAGAUGAAAACUAAGAAGAAAUUCUGUGUGGAUCCUACUGCUGGCUGGGUCAAGAAUCACAUGAAAGCAGUGGAUCAAAAAAACAACGCCACAGUGUCUCUGCAAACCUCUCAUCCUCAGCAAUAGAUGAUUCCAACACAGAACACUAAAUUAAUAUUUACAUAUCCUCACCUCUGUGCUUCUGAUGUUAUUACGAGAUCAGUAUCACAGUCUGUGUAUUAUUUAUGUUUGUUUCUAUUUAAAUUCCAAUGAAAUUAAAUAUUGUCAUAUGUCACAUGUACCAUGGUUUCCUGAAAGUCAUUGCUUUAUUAUUGACAUAUGAUAUAUGGCAAGGCAUUUUAAUACAGAAACAAGCACUUUGUAAUGAUUUAAUUAUACAGUCAACAUAUUCUCAGCUCUGGGCCUCAUUGUGACAGCAUUAACCUGGUGUUUAUGAGAGUUCAGUAUCACUGACCGUGUCCUUCUUCAUGUUUGUUAGUCAA
Hemibagrus wyckioides is the source of this 754-nucleotide messenger RNA. RefSeq names its product eotaxin-like. Gene Ontology annotation, cellular component: extracellular region. NCBI's taxonomy places the organism in Eukaryota, Metazoa, Chordata, Actinopteri, Siluriformes, Bagridae. Bases 84 to 398 code for a protein of 104 amino acids. The record is from RefSeq and is a predicted model, not a curated record. Gene Ontology annotation, molecular function: CCR chemokine receptor binding; chemokine activity. The transcript is spliced from 3 exons. Gene Ontology annotation, biological process: positive regulation of ERK1 and ERK2 cascade; lymphocyte chemotaxis; G protein-coupled receptor signaling pathway.